Messenger RNA from Malaya genurostris, 22995 nucleotides. RefSeq names its product neuronal acetylcholine receptor subunit alpha-7-like. Gene Ontology annotation, cellular component: membrane. The annotation marks the transcript as partial. NCBI's taxonomy places the organism in Eukaryota, Metazoa, Arthropoda, Insecta, Diptera, Culicidae. Gene Ontology annotation, biological process: monoatomic ion transport. The record is from RefSeq and is a predicted model, not a curated record. The transcript has 3 exons.
AUCGUCAAAAUCGUUACUAGCGAACGUGUUAGAUAUAGAUGACGACUUUCGUCACAAUUGUAGACCACUAACCCCUGGAGGUACACUGCCACACAAUCCAACAUAUUUCAGGACUGUUUAUAGUAGCGAUGAUGGAAGUAUGGGACCGAUCGGAAGCAAUCGAAUGCCAGAUGCAAUUGCGCCACCACACACGUGUUUCACAUCAUCCGCUGAUUACGAACUAGCUUUAAUAUUGAAAGAGAUCCGUUUUAUCACCGAUCAGAUACGAAAGGAAGACGAGGACAGCGACGUCUCCAAGGAUUGGAAGUUCGCGGCCAUGGUAGUUGAUAGAUUGUGCCUUAUAAUUUUCACGUUUUUCACAAUAGUGGCUACCAUAGCUGUUCUAUUUUCGGCACCGCACAUCAUCGUUUCGUAGCCAUAUGGAACAGGCUAUUGUUAUUGGUUUUAUCACCAAAUCAAUUUGUUAAUCAUUAAAUUAUUAUCGAGACUUUUUAAAUAAAUUUCAGGACUGUAGUAAAACGUGAGAAAAAAAAGUCAGUUAGCAAAAAUUACUAGACAAACAAAAAAAUAAAAAUACAAUGCGGGCCAGAAUUUAAAGCGGUGCAGGUCAGGUGCAAGAAAACAAGAAAAAAAUCAUGUCGGACGGCUAGGUCGAAGACACUAGUCGAAAAAAUGAACAUAAAAAUAGUAAAAAAAGAAACCUUACAACUAAGGUUAAGCGAAGGGAGAAAAACGUAACAAAAAACAGACAAAGAACUUUUUUUCGGAAAUUAUUGCAAAUAGCGUUCUAUUUCUUAGGUCAAAUCUAUUCCACCGAAUUAUGAAGCAUUAGUCGAACGAGUGAUCGCGAACAACGGGAAGAUAUUGGUUCGGUACGACGGAAUGAUCUGAAUCAACCAAACUAUCAAUGAUGUUAGUCAUUUGACAUUGAUUAGAAAUGCUUUCAAAGUUGAACGAAACUCUGUUAAUUUGUUGAACACAAAUAAGUAUAUUCUCAGAUAAGAGCGAUUUUUGCUUCUAUAAAUUCUCAUUGUUCUAAUCCGUCAGUAAGUGAUUGAAAGCUCCCACUUCCUUCAUCCUGUGAUUGUCAUCGUUAUAUCCUCAAACAGUAUUUGAUGGUUUCGGAUGAUUCAGCAGAAUUGUCACGCAAUAAUUUGCACAGAUAGUAGGCUGAGAUUGGAGAUUUAGGCUAUCAGAUCGAUACAAACAAAAAAUACUAAGCUUAAGAAAAGUUGACAUAUUUAACAGUAUAAUCUUUUUCGGCUCUUAUUUGUAGUGCGAACGGGAAUGGGGAUAUAAAUUUAAUAUAAACUCUUUAUAUUUUCUGUUUGAACGGUUAUUAUUGAAUUGCAACUUUUGAAAACCGACGGCCGCGGGGUCGAGGUUCCUUCAAAAAGUAGCAACCGAGUAAAGUGAAAUUUCUAAAUUAUUCAUCAAGAAGUCAAGAUGAAGGUGAAAGUUAAUCGAGCAGAUAACAAAAUAAAAAAAAAUACACGGCUGCAACCAACAAUCUUCUUUGUGCUACGAAGAGCAUGCAAUUCGGCUCCCGUACGCCAACGGAAACGCCAGGGGGGGUUCGCGAGGGGCGUAGCGGUUGAGAAAAAAAACUACGGAGGGGGAUAUACAAUAUACAUUCCGGGGUACGACUGUUUAAGGACCAGUGGAGAGAGAAAAGAUAAAGAAUUUAGAAGACAAAGAAGGUUGAAAGUCAAAGAGGAAAAUUAUCAACAGCAGCAUGACUGUGAUAUAUAAUAAAAAGUAAAUUUAACUUAUUAUUAUUGAUUAUUGAUUAAAGUAUGUACUGUAAUUACUGAUUAGCGAAAUGUACGUGAAAAAAACGAGAGUGUAUUUUUGGUCGUAACAAAAUGUACGGUUUCGGUCCCGGUAGCGCGUAGUUUGCUGUACGUUUGUUGACAGUUCGCAGACACUCGAUGUUGAUAAGUCUUGAGAAUGGGAGAAGGGCAGGUUUGGGACGAUCUGAUAUAACUAGAAGUCGGCACAGCAGAUUAUGUGAUUUGAACAGUGUACUGGUACAAAUUUCUUGCCUCAUAAGUUUUUGUUUUUGAAAUUUUGAUCAAUGUUUCCCGAAUGACCAAAUGGUUGUCAGUUAUAUCGUCAAAAAGCACCAUUACUGAAUGAACUAGUGGACCUUGAUGCAUCGAAUUGCGUUCGAUUUUAAACAAAUGAAAAAAAUAACGCUGUUCAAUGAAGAUUUUCGAUCAGUAGGCCGUGCCAUUUUGUUGUCGCUUGAGAAUACUGAAAUUGAUCCAGGGUAGUUUCAUCAAACAAACACUUUUCACAAAACUGUGUUGGGUUUGCAUUUAGCAACGGUGGUGUAAGUUAAUCCGAUAUGGACCUAGGUCCGGAACUGACUUCAAACAAACGGUUUGACAGCAGUUAGGGUGGAAUUUUUUUUUUAGGUUUGACAUCAAGCAAAAACGACAUAACAAUGAGAGAUUUCUUACUAUUGAAUUUUAAUCUAAACAUUAAAUCUCAGAGCGGAAAUAAAAUCGAUUUAUUAAUAAAUUAAGAAAACAUUCAAUCAUUCUUCUAAUAAGUUAUGCCAUUAUUCAACGAGACAAAAACCCCAUUUGUCGUCAAUCAAAUCUACUUCAUCGGUUUUACUCGUUUUGUUACAGAACGUCUGGAUGGUAGAAAUUCAAAUAGGUUUUCCAUUUAACAAUGCUUUCAUUUAUUCAUUUCAUUAACGACAUUUGGAAAAAAAACAUUUUCUUAGCACAAAUAUUUCCUGGUUGCUUCGAUGAGACCACUUUACUCUUUGCUCUAUGGCUUAUCACAAACAAAUAUACAGACUAGACAGUAACGGCGCUUUUUCCGGCGCAUAUCACGGUCCUUCGUCAAACUGGCAACAGUUAUGCUAAACUGUUUACUACGCAAAUAUCAAAAUCUCAAACUAUUGCAUGCAAGUGCUUUGUGCGCUAGACGUGAGCAUAGUCGAGAAGGCCUCUGCUGGAGAAUACAUUGAAUUAAGCAGCGAUAUAACAUUUUAUGAUGCGGGAUGAUUGGAUGAUGUCACUUAGACGUCGAACGGAGAGCGACGAACUUUGGCUUAUCGGAACCAAAGAUCGUAGAUAAAAUAUAGCUUCUCGUCUCUUCAUAUCAAUAGCAUUUUAGUUCAGCAAAUUGAAUCUCCAUAGGAUGGCAUCUUUAAAGAAGUUGAAGACUCCCAGCGGUUUGAACUAACACUUGAUUGAACACUACGUUAUUUUGUAAAAAAAUACCAGUACAAGGACCGAUGAAUAAUUGCCAGCGGUGCUUGGAAGAGUUCGAAUAUAUCUACGAUCAAGAAACAUUUGUUUCGUGGGAACUGGUUUUCUAAUGGUUUUUAAUAAAAUUGGCAUGGUUUUAUAGAACUAAUUUCACUUAUUUUUGGACUAUCGAUAAUGUAUUCUAAUCCAUUAAAGUGACAAAAACUUAGAGUAGUUUUUAAAGACUGCCUCCAUGAGGGCAUAUCCAGUUCCCUUUUUAUGUAUGUCAUUAAGCAAGUCACAUUAAUCAAAAACUCACCAAGGCAUAUUUUGUCAGAUAACUUAGCUCAAUGAACAAUAAAUUAUCUCCACCAUCGACUUUGACUGGAAGCAGUAAAUUUUUACGCGAUGCUCGUUUAAAAUGGUCUUUAUUUCUAGUAUAAACAAAUGGUAUUUCUUAUUGGAAAUAUUCGUAGAACUUUACUUCGAAACCAAUAAUUCCAGCUCAAUGACCACAGGGUUUCACUUGCCGUCAGUUUCCAUGCUUUGUUAGUACCCGCUUCUCUGCGGAACGCACUGCUGUUAUCGUCUCUUGGUGUAUUUGAUUCGAACGUAUUUAAUCUAUGCAGCGAAUGCUAAUUCACAAUACACUUUAAACUAAUAUCAGACCCUGUCAGCUUGGAGCGAAAUCAAGCUUCAGUUCAGCAACACCAUCGUACGGCAUCACAUUCAACAUAUUAUAUCAAUUGUAAGGAUGCGCAGUGCUGCUAUUUUGGCGCGCACCUAUUUAACAUCUCUCUCCUCUACUUAUAUGUACGAGAUUCGAUGUGGACUCGACUGAGGGCUGCCAUGCCAUGCUCUCAAAAAAAAAAAGAUGUCUUAUUUAAACGAUGUCUUUGCUGAUAUCCAAUAAAAACACCGGCCUUGCGCGCAGCCUGGUAGUAAGUCUGGUUAUUUCAGAAAGUACCAGUAGUGAAACAUUUUUUUUCGGCACCCUCAUGUCUUAUUAUUUGUCUUUGGGCUUAUGUUACACAGCUCAUUGCAUCAAUGAAAUGUUGAUAAAAUGUUUUCUAAACCCUACUUACGAUUCCAGUCAUUACGAUUGAAACUAGUUUCACAGGAAACGAAAUUUCUAAAUAGUAUUGGCCUUCUAACGACAGUUCGACAUGUAGAUGGUGCUGUUGUACAAACGACGAUGUUUCCGAAUGAAAAUGUCAAAAUACAUAGGAAGUUUUAUUCUCCAGUGAAUUUUUAUUUAUUUGUAGUUGAAAUAUGAAUAAUCAAAGAAUAUUCUGUUGUAAUUAGGGAACAAACAUUGAUUUCUAUCGAUAACCAAUAUUUUAAAUAUUUCGCCUGAAAAUAAAUCUAAGUUUUUUGCUUUCAAAAUGACCUACAGAUCGAUAACAUUGACUUUACUUGUUGACACCACUCUGAAAUAAUUAGUUUGGCCGUUUAUUUCACCCAGCAGUUGUUUAAACCUUUAAUUUCGAUUACGAAACUUUAUGACAUAACCUCACUUAGCACCAAUAUCUAAAUAUAGUUUAGUAUUGAAGAAACUAAAGGUUGACUUUUUAUGCAAAUGUUGAAUAAAUGCAAAAGUUUUACCCAUUCCGUAGGUUUGUUUAAGGAAAAAUCACUAUGUUAGUAACCAGUGUUGGUGAUUGCCGAAAAUUUGACAGAAGCUGCUAUAUUGCUAUCUAUAUUGUAUACAACAUUUUCAAUCCGUUAGAAGAUGCUACAAGAACUCGAGUCAUUCAAUGCAUGAACCGCUAGAGAAUUUUUCUGCAUUUCUUCGCUCCACUUUAUACUCUGAGUAUUUCCCGUCCCUUGACAAAAAAAUACAGUCUGAUAAUGAUCGUUGCUGUGUGGAAUUUACCAAGAGAGGAUCGCAAGUUGACAAUUAUCGCAGAAAAUCGAAUCGAUGGUUCAACUUGAUGUUUCUCAUACUAGGUUGCAAUAUUUCAAAACCCUUGUGUGGAGCAUUCACAUACAUUUUCAACUUAUACAAAGAUUAAAUGCACAUAGUUAGAAUAAGCGGCAAUAGUAAAAUGAUUCUAUCGCAAUUAUCAACUGCCUGUAUAGAAUCAGAUCGCGAAACGAGAAUAUGCGACCGUUUGUUGCUUCAGCGAGGAUCCCCACAGCAGCGACCUAACCUUUGAUUCUCAGAAAUGUCAUCGAGAGAAAUUCGCUCUCGCACUGUUGUCGAUUCUAUGUUAAAUGAGCCAUGCCGGGUUUUUGUUGUUGCGAUGAUCUCCGUUUCUCUUUGAUGACACUGAUUCAAUCGUGUGAAGAGUUGCCAGUGAACGUUCUUUGAUACGAUAAAAGCCAUCCUUGUUAGUAACUAUUUCCGCAAUCAAUACUCGAUUCCUAUAUUGCUAUAUGUGAUAAUUUGCUAACAUCAUCGUGAAACAUAGAAGGUGCGGAGUUGCUUUGAGUUUUGUGUUUGAAAGCCAAUUGACAAUCUAUAGUAAAACUAAUUUCACCUGACGCGUCAUCUAAGUUUCAUUAUUAGAGCCUUUCUUAGGAUGACGAUUGAAUUUUACAUGUGAUCUUAUGGGGAAUAUAUGAGUUCCCAAUAUAUUUCAAUUGUAUUGUAGAAUUUUAGGAUCUGUUACAAAAACUGUUCAUUUAAAAAUGUAAGAAAAUUAGUUUUCUUUUAUUUCGUGUAAUCAUUUUUGAUUUUAUAAGAUGAUAUGUAGACAAAUAUCGCGAUCCGGAAUUUGUUUCGGUUCGGUUAAGGUUAUUUUGAACGCUGGAGGAAUAAAUAUAAAUGCGGUAAAACUCUAUUUCUAAUCAUAAUAUCGCAUAUUUGGUUCGGUUGGUUCACAUCUGUACGGUCCUUUAAGUGACAUUUCAUGAUGCACGCGACGAAUAAAAUCAUUUGAAAAUGAUCAUUUUUCCCAUGCAAAAUUUGGAACUGAGAAGUUUCAUCGUUUAAAACAGAAUCUAGGGUGCUGCAAAAAUAAAAGAAAUGGACAAUGAUUUUUCUCACACUAAAAUUAACUUUUUGCUUGAACAAAUGACGUUGUAAAUCCGUUACACAUGAUUUUACUAGUGUAAAUUGGAUUCCCCUUGUAUUUUGACAGAUAAACUUACAAUCAUCAUCCUCGCACACGUACGCCCCUAGUUGUGAAACACAACGUUAGAUCACCCAAAAUAUUUCCUUAGAACAAUUCAACAUAAACCGUUACGUAUAAUUUUGUAAGCAUAGACACCUAGAAAAAAAAUCCUGUAAACUGACGUCUUCUGAGACCGAGAUAUUAGAGUGUAAAAAAUGACUCAUUUUUACAGUUUAUCUAACACAUGUUUGUUGCAUUCUGAUAUAUAUUUUAUAUGCGAUAUAUAUUUUAAGUAAGCCUACACGCAUGCUUCAAAAAACGGGGUUCGUUUGACACAUAAAUAUAUCGUUCUUGAAAAAUUCAGCCAUUUUACUAAUUACUUUCUUAUGAAAUGUGUCAUAUGUGAAGUUCUGUUACCUGUAUAUUUCAUAAUUUUUUGCUGUGUAAAUUACCACAUUAUACAAGUUUGAACGCUAGCCUUUGAUGCUUAGCUUGUAGCGUCUCUACCGGCCAAAUUUUUCUGAGUGUCAGUGGAAAGUGAUCUGCAGAUUCAGAAACACAACUCGAAAUGCUUCUUCAAAUUCCAAAUAAUUUAGCAAGUGAAAUAAAGUCUAUGUGAUUUGAAAAUUUUGCGGGUUUUUGCAAGGUAAGAUACAACCUUUGACCUCGGAAUAGUUUUAACAUUCACAUAGUUUUUCCUAUCAGUUGUAGGAAUGACAGUAUGAAAAUGUUGGGUUUCCUGAUUUGUUACUGCCUUUAAGUGCCAGUUUUCAAGUAAUCGCUAAGUAGAUUUCAUAAAUCACAAACUUAGAAUAAAAUAUAUUUAAUUCAAAUUUAAGUUAUAAAAAAAUACUGUUAGCAACCGCCACGACUUGAACCGAGAAUCAUUGCAUCACAAAGUACGUACGUUAAUCGACUAAGCCACAGAAGCACACAUCUGCUUGGUUGGUAAGUGGUGCAUAUAAAUACGUUAAGUCGAACUUGUUAACCGAUUGAAAAUUACAGUCGGAACAAGUAAAACUGAUAAAUUAGGUCUUUAAAAAUUAUGUCAUAUGAGGCAUCAGGUCAUCUGUUAAAUUCAUUAUUUUUUGUUGUGUAGCAUAUGUUUAUGAACUCAAAUUAUAUCAAGAAACAGUUUCUCCAAAGUCACCGUUGUUUUUUCUUGCAAAGUGCACAUUAGUAGAAAAUACGUUUUUUGAACCUGACAUACACAACCCAGAGAACCACAAAUCGCAUAAGGUAGCACGAAUUAGAUCGUUUAAAACGCGGUUCAUAAUCACCAUCGCAUAAUCAUAUAACUGAAGUUCAUAUUUUUCCCCAUAUGCUGCUAUCGCACAAGCUUAUUGCGACGAUGAGCACACAAUCGCAUAAUUGUUUGAACAACCUCGCCGUAUACAGAAUUGAACUCGCAUUACUUCCAUAAAUGUUUGGCUGUACAUGAUAUCCAAAAUUUGUUUGAAUUAUAUCGCAUUGUACGUAAAACUCCUCGCACAAGAUGAUAAUUCCUAGCAUUCAAUGCGAUUGGCUCACAAUUCUGACUUUACUGGCUGAAUAUAAAAAUAUUUGGUCGCAUUCUAAUACGGAGUGUUUUACUGAAAAUUCAAGAACACUUGUUUGAAAAAUGGUUAGGAUAAUUGAAAAUUAUCAGUAUCAUGGAAUAUUUGUGUAAACAACAGACUUGUUCGUGAAACAAUACGAACUUACUCACAAUAAGAAAUUCUAUAAACCUUCUCUUCUACGAUAUAUUGUGAACACAUAUGUGUGAAUGUGAAUGACAGUUUACAUAAUAAAACGUAAUGAGUUAUUUCGCACUGUAAGAUUUUAGUUAUGCUUAGAUAUGCGAUGUGACUCAGUCAUCUGUAAGAUAAAAGAAGAAAGUAUUCGUCUGAAAUCGGGUUUAUCAACAGCUAUGGUAUGGAUGAAAGUAGGAAAACUCGGUAAACGAUCCACAAGUUUCAGGUUCGAGCCUCGAUCCGUAAAAGCUCGUUGUUAUUUUUUGCUUAUUAGUAGAAUGUAUGGUUAGAAUCGCAUAGACACUUGAAUAAACUCUCAAAAAAAUAUACUUACGAUCGCAUACAUUACAAAAGAAAAUCACUGAAGCUGAUAAACUGAAUCACAUUAAAUGCUUUACUACAUCGCAUCUAGCUUUUGAUUUUUCGAAAUUGCAUGUAUAUCGCCUCCACUUUUGCACGCAUAGGCCAUAUUUGCAGUAUGCUCUGCGAUUUUAUUAUAAUAUAUAACAGAACGCAUAAUGCGAUUAUAGCUUGCGAUAUAGGUACGAAAUGGUUUUCUGGGAAGUGUUAAACAUGACAUACAAUUACAAUCGGCUUGAAUAGUGUCUCACGUGUUCUGAUGUGUCGUUAAAUACUGACAAAAGUAAAUUUUACAUACCACGUUUCUAUGAAUUACGUUAACUGUAAAACUGAUAUGUUUUCAUUGUGUUAAAUGAAUUUUUUUUCACGUAUAUAAGUGUGAAUUUGUAUGCAAUACUCAUUGAACUUUGCUUGGUAAUAAUUCAGCUCAAACUAUGUAAACAAUAAUUAUUCACUCAAGCUUCCGUUAUAGCGAAUGCGAGUUGACGGGCUAUUCGUUUGACUUCUUCAUGCGCUUUGCACAGUCUCUUUGGUCACUUUUCCCAAUGCAGAUCGUCAAUUUACCUUGAACUCUACCCCCUUUUUUAUAAUAAGAAAUGCAUAGAAAUGCCUGAUAAAAAAAUGCAUUCGAGAUAUUUUUGAUGAAAUUUCGCAAAAUUGGCCUGUGAUUUUACAUCUUAUUAGAUGCACAUAAGUGGAGCGUCGCAGCUCACGCAAAUUUACGUGGAAGAACACUUAUUAUUGUGUCUAAAACUCCAUACAUGAAAUCCAUUGAAAAAAAGGAGAGCGUCGCGACUUGAACCGAGAAUCAUUGGAUUGCAAGUACGUCUGUUAACCGACCAAGCCACAGAAGCAUGCAUCUGCUUGGCUGGUAAAAGGUCCAUUUGAAUUCAUACAGUCGCACCUGCUAGCAGAACGCAAGUUACAGUCGAAACCCGUAAAAUUCGAUUUUCCGUAAUUUGACAAAUUAGGUCAUUAUGAAUUACGUCGUAUGAAGGAUUAAGUCACCUGUAAAAUUCAAUUUUUUUUGGAUAAUCAUGUCAGCAAACAAAAUUGUUGGCAUAAGUGCUUCCAGAAUCCGAUUUAGAAUUACUUGAUUUCAAUUAAUCCAAUUUAGACAAUUAAAACAUGGAUUGAAGAAAGCCAUGUUAUUCCAUGUUUUGCCAGACACUCCUACACAUUUAAAAAAUUUUACAUCUUAUUAGAUGCACGUAAAUGGAGCGUCGCAAUUCACGCAAAUUUACGUAAAAUUCAAGCUCAUCUAACAUUAAGUCAUUACAAAUAAAAUUUUUCGUCAUAUGACAAAUUAGGUCUUUAUGAAUUACAUCGUAUGAGGGAAUAAAUCACCUGUAAAAUUCAAAUUUUUUUUAGAGUGUAUAACAUUGAAUGCAAAAAUAGGAUAAAAACUUAACUAAUUCUUCCGGAACGAAGGUUCCGUCCCGUUUAUCCCAUUUAUCAAACAGUCACAAAUUUCAACAAAAGCUAAAUUCCAUCACUUGUUCCAUUUUGGUAACUUCACUGAUAAACGACGCUUUGUUUGAAACUAAAGCAAAAAUGGCUACUUUGAUGACCACACUUCACAAAGAAAGCGUACAUUCAAUCGUGCACUCGAAAACGAGCAGCCAAGCAUUAAUUCUUUACUCAGUCCAUCUGUAAGACAAUGUGGAAUUCAGUAUAUCUCAGUGAAUGGAAAUAAAACGUGUAACAAGACCAAAAAGGCUGGGCAAGUGUUGCGUAUCGCAAAUGCAUUGAACCCAACCUGUCAACGUAACUAACAUCUAUCAAAGCUGUCUGUUCAGUGCAAAUCUACAAAAGUAUUGAAUGAGCGAAGCGACAAGUUUUAAUUUGGUCAGCACCGAAACCAUAACCUCAGUUACGUAAUUCAAAGGCGGAUGAAGUUUGGAAGUUUGUUUUGAAACAUUUGGAAACUUUGUAAAUAGUAGAAUUAAGGGGCACUCUGAAAAAAAAUGGACGUCAUUAUCGAGGGCGCAACUGCCGUCCAUUCGGGCUCAAUGGAGGGCAGUUCGAGACAUAAUUUCCGCACCAUUUAACUUAUUCAUAACCAUUUGUCAGCGUGUUGUUAUUGACAUAAUCGGCAAGAAAGUAACCGGGGCUGCAGGUUUAGUGGUUUCGUGCUAAGUUCGCGCGAAAAAAGGUUUGAUCCGUUUUUGAGAAGGUUUCGAUUCGAAGAUGAUGUAUUCGAAGUUGACUAUUUUAAUUAUAGUUAUCAGCAUACUCCGAUUACUUUAUGAUAUUUGACGCUUUAUCAUGAGCAUAAUCAUGCGAGACAGGGAAGUUUGUCAUAUAAUGUAAGAAUGUGAAAAGUAUUUAUUUUCUCAGCAGCAUAAACAAUGCAUUUAACGUAAAUUUUUAUGCGGUUUCUAUUGGAAACUUAUUCUCAUUCAUUCAAUUUUGUCUUCAAACGCUUCAAACAGGUCAAAAUCAAACGAUUUCCACCCUUUCAUUUUUUACCUACCCAUUUGGAAGAAAAAAAGGGAUUCUCAGUAUUUAAAUAUAAGAGAAUAAAUAGUUCCUUUUUUAAGUGCAAAGAACUCAAAUCUUGAGUUAAAUUCACUCCAAUUUUAAAUAACUUAAUUUUUCCUAUUUUAAAUAAUUACCUCAAAUAUGAGUAGAUGGAUGAAAACUCAAAUUUGGCUAACGUUCAGUUUUGCGAAGCAUGUCCAGCCUGCUAUGGUCUUCCGUUCUUCGUCGACCAACCGUUGUCGGCAUGUUCCACUGCUCGUGAGAUUCGUAAGCAGCCCGGUGGUACGAAUAUUGGGCUAUAACAAGUUCAAUCGUAACCAACAUCUUGACAGAGCUGCCAUAUAGAAUUAUUUGCGCAAAAAAUUUCAAAAAAAAUCACCAUUUGUGACACAUGAACUUCAUAAAAUCCGUGAAAAUCUUGGUAAAACAUUUAAAAAAUUUGUCCCAUUUUCGGAUGUUCGGAUAUUUCAUUAUGUUUGUUGUAUAUUGGCAUUUGAUAAAGCAUAAUAUUUCUAAUGCUCGUACAUCUUAUAUCAGUGAUACAUAAUUAUACUAGGCAGACUAUGAUCCCGAUUAUCAAUCCGUAACAAGUUUAUAACAAACAACUGCGCUCAUAUCAAGUGCUGAUAUAAGUCUAGUCUCGGUAGUAGUUGAAAUAUCUCAAUCUUCUAAUAAGUAUCAAAAAGAGCAAUUAUUGAGAUACGAUAUGUUGAUCGGGAUGCUACGUAGUUGAAGUAUUUUCAAGCAUUUAAUAAUAGAAUUUUCGAAACAUUUUACUGCUGAUUUCAUAUAAGUUAAGUGUUAUCACCUAACGCUUACGGUUCUGCAUUCAAAUGUUCCACUCCAAGUUAUACACAUUUAGGAAUUCACGGUUUAUCGCCUAAUUCGGGACGGCUUCUGAAAUUAAUUUGAGUAUUACUCAAAGAAAUAGAAAAUAUCUUACUUCGUCCCUUCUGCUAAACAUGUUGGAUCACUUCAAAUGUGAGCGGAUUAACUUAGGCUAAAUGAAUUUUACAGUUAGUGACAUUUCACAUAUGAUGCAGUUCACAACGGAAUUUGUUAAGUGACUGAAAUUAUUCUGAAUGAUAUAAAUUUCCGUAGGUAGAAUAAACGUACAUACACACCAAAAAAAUCUGAAUAAUACAGGUGACUUAAUUCCUCAUACGAUGUAAUUCAUAAAGACCUAAUUCGUUAAAUGACGGAAAAUUUCAUUUGUAUUGACUUAAUGUUAGAUUAGCUUGAAUUUUACUGGUAUCGACUGUAACUUGCAUUAUGCUAGCGGGUGCGACUGUAUGAAUUUAAAUGCACCACCAACCAAGCUGUGGCUGUGGCUCAGUUGAUUAACAGACGUACAUGCGAUCCAAUGAUUCUCGGUUCAAGUCGCGGCGGUUGCUAUCAGUAUACUUUUUUUAUUUCAACGAAUUUCAUGUUAUGGAGUUUUAGACACAAUAUGAAAUGUUCUUCCACGUGAAUUUGCGUGAACUGCGACGCUCCAUUUAUGUGCAUUUAAUAAGAUGUAAAAUCACAGAGAAUUUUUUAAGUGUGUAUGUUAGUGCUACACUCUUAGAAAAAUUGAAAUUACCGCAUGGCCGUUAUUUUAAGCAUGCCGUAAUUUCUUCGGCGAUGACACCAUAUUACAAUAUAAUUACCAAGAAAAAUAUUUUUUUUGUCUGUAUCGAUGUAAGCUUCAGCCAAAUGAACUGUGAAGUUAAUGAUAUGACUUAUCUUUACAUGCUUUGAAUUGUGAAUGUAAGUGAACCGCGACGUUCCUUUUAUGUGCAUCUAAAAAGAUGUAAAUUUUUCGAAGUGUGUAGAGAAUAAAUAAAAAUGUCAUGCUAUGCAGUCUAAAAAAAAUUAAAACUACGCAUGACGUAAAACAAAACAUGCCGUAGAAGGCUUGAUAUCACAUUUAAAUGUGAGCUUUCUGCCUGCUUCGAUGUCAAAUUCAGUAAAUUUAGCUAUGGGAUUUUUGACACACCAAAUUUUUACAUCUCUUGGGAUGUGAAUUCAGAUCAAUUGCAACGCAUCUUUUAUGUGAAUCUAUCAAGAAGUAAAUUUACAUAUUUUUUAUACUGUGUGAUUUGCAUUAUAAAAAUAUGUUUGGCUCCUAACUUGCUAGAAUUUUUCAUGUACAUCUUUGUAGCCUGGUAUAGUUCAUAAGAACCGAAAAGCUGUGGUUUUGUUAGAAAUGACCAAUUCCUUUGGAAUUAAGAGCUCUUUAUUAUAAUUUAUUACAAAAUAUCCAGCGAAAAUCAAUCCUAAAAGUUUGCAUCAGACUGUAUCACACCUAGAAAAAAUCGUGUAAACUUACGUCGUUAUAGAUGCACAUAACUCACAUGAGUUUAGAUCUCAAAGCAUGUAAAGAUAAGUCAUAUCAUUAACUUCACAAUUAAUGCAGCUAAAACUUACAUCGAUACAGACACAAACAUUUUAAUAGAUAAAAUAUUGUGUCAUCACCGAAGAAAUUACGGCAUGCUUGAAUUAACGUCAAGCGUACAUUUAUUCAUUUUUUCUAAGUGUGUAUAUUGAAGUUAGUAAAGCAGAUAAGAUAUUCCUUUUAGAAUGUAUUGAACGUUAGAUCAUUGCAUGAGUUGAUUAAUAAUUUAAAAUAAAGUAUCAUUCUCGACGACGAUUGAUUGUGAAUUUAUUUGACCUCGACUUUCGUCGAGUAAACCAAGAAUUAUAAUUUUUUAUGUCCUACAUUUUUUUUAAAUAUAAUACACUGAAUGGCUUAUUUGUACUAGAACAACAUAAAUUUGUGGCAGUGCGUUUUAAAAUUGAAGGGUGAGAUCAAUUGUAAAAAUACGUCAGUUUUUACGUUCGAAUAUGUCGGAAUGAGAAGAUGUAAAUUUAUAAAAAAAAUUCUAAGUGUGUACUACCACAAGUUUGUAUAUUUUGUAUGUUACUAGUUAACGAGCAUAUACAAGAAAAUUUUAGCUUUUAUUAUAGAUUUAAAGCUUAAUGCUUACAAAAAAAAUUGCAAACAAGAUUUAUUCUGAAAAUGUCUUUGUCUGUAUUCAAUUUUGAUCAGAAUAUCAUGAUUAUUCAUGACCAGUUGAAGCAAAGGUUAUGGGGUUUGAGUAAUUUUAUCGAAAUAAAGUAUGUGCUUCGUAUAGCUUCUUCCCUUCUCGAAUAGAUAGAAGAAUUCGAUCAAUACUACAAUAAGUAACAAAUUAUGUAAAUUUUCAAUUUGAUGCGAAAUCAGAAAUCAAAUGCUAGCUAGCACAUUACCCACCGGAUGAAAAAUUGUAGCUAAGACUCGAAAUUACCAACUUAGACAAAACCAUGCGCAUCUUUUACGCAUCGUAGAUCUUUCGGUAAAUAAAUCCCUUGUUAAGUACAUACACCCCUUACAAAGUGCGAAUAAUGUGGUGUAAUGAAUGUCCAGUACGUCUCCAACAUCAGGUAAUACAUGACGGUUUUAUGACAUUUGCAGCAUAACAAGCGAAGAUGAAAAAGAAACUUCUUUUGUCGUACGAGGUAUGCAUCUGAGGUGGUAACCCUAUUCAUGUUAGGCAUUAUUUUUAAAUCUCUUCAUUCGCCUCUAAAGUGAGUCGGUUCAAUUGUGUGUUAAAUGCCUGUUCCGCAAACAUUUCAAAAAAGUUUUGCAAGAAGGCAUCACGAAUGAUCACGUGAUAAAUAAAAUUUAUGUUUUACAGAUAAGGAUGGUUUACUAGAAGUUUUAAUAGCAAAAUUUAAAAUACUCCAAUUGUUGUAAACAGUGAAAUACAUUGAAAAAACUACGGCACAAUCAUUUACUAAAAGCGCAGACUCCAUCACCAUCGAGAAUGGUCAGGUUUACGACGUUUAAAUAAUUUUGGCAAAGAACAGAGAUAAUUGCUUCGAAUUGUAAGCAGGCUAUAGUUCAAGUCCCUGCUCUGAGAUGCUUCUUCAAGCAAUCACUUUUAUCGUAUGUUUGACGGUGGUUCGAAUAAAAUUGAUGUUGUUUCCCAACUACACACGCUACAUUCGAAUUCACUCCCAAAAAUUGCCAAGAAAACCGUUUUCAACCAAUUGCGAUCAUUAUACGUAGCUUGGCUUUAUGUAAACGUCAUUUGAUAGUGUUGGAGCUGACAGGAAUUCUUUUUUCGACAAGAAUUUUUGCUACAUGUCGGCGCAUAGCAGGGUUACUCCUAAAUAUCUUCUUUAUAAUGUGACCAUUAUGUAUGCAUGUAGGUCACUCUUAUUUUUCCAUGCUGAGGAUAUUCAACAUUUUUCGUCCUUUUGUGCCUUUCCAACCUCCUAUCUAUGUAUCUCUUCGAGAUCUUAAUGAUAUUAAAAGUCGCCGCAGAAAACGUUGAUGUCGAUGAUGAGUGUACAGGAAUAUAGCCUAAAAGCACUCAUCGGAGCUCAUUCCGAUGAGCGUUUUCUCGAAGAGCAUUGAUGGAAAAUAGUUAGACUAAUUUCAUUUUUUGUCAGUUGAAAAAUUUGGUUGAAUUUGCGCGAACAUUAUAAAAGGCUUGUACUACUAGUGCAAAAUACUAUCAACGUUCGAUUACUCAGAGUUUUAAGUACACAAAACUUGAAAUAGUUUUAUUUUCCUACAAGUGUAUCUAUAUUGAAAGGUGAAAUUAACUACCCAUCGUCAAUCUGGUGAAAAUAUUAUGUAUUCAGCAUUCCUUCUAUAACGACAAUCAGUUUUCAGUACCAGGGUAAAUAAAAGUCAUAAGACGAAAAUGACGAAUAAUAAAGGCCACUCUCAGCUCUGCUUGCAAAUGUUGAGAAUAAGAUAUAUGUCUAGUCAACAAUAAGAGCGAUCUGGUAGUUUCAAAAUUGUAUUCUUGCUUUCGUGUAAUGACGAAAAGGCAUGUUCGGUUUUCAGUGAAAAACGUACUUUCGUCACAGACUAACAGACAUGACAGUAUGAGUAAAUUCUUAUAAAAAUCAUUUUUCGUGAUGCACUAGUUCUACCUAUAUUGUACUGCGCGAACUAUUUACUAUCGGUACACCCCUUGUGUUACGAAAAAGUUUUUUUACUAGUUGGUUUUCCCUCGUUUGUCAACACCGAUCAGCUGCUUGCAGGGUUGCCUGAUUUUAUCGAAAUAUUUGAUAAUGAAUCGUCACAAUAAAUUAUUAGCGGCCCUUACACGAGUCAUUAAAAAUGUCAUUAGUAAAAAAAAUAUCAUUUUAAUGAACGUGUAGUGGUGCACUAAUGACGAAAUUUCUAACAAAUUUGAAUUACAUCAUUUAAAUGACAUCAUUUAAAAUGACAUUUUUAAUGCUCGUGUAAGGGCCGCUAUUGGAUUACGUUGAUAAUAUAUUUAACUUCUUUAGCGAUGUUGGAAGGUAAACAUUUAUUUUUCUCAACGUUGUUCAUCUAGACUAUUUUUGAUUGUGUUGGUAAUUUUCACCCGAAAUUAAGUGACGGCAGACCAGAAGUAAGUAAAUAUUGUAACAAAACGGGUUCGAUUUUGUAUUGCGUUGUAGAAUGAGAAGAAGGCACAAUUCUGUAUAUAGUUUUGGCAAUAAUAUGUGAUUAAUCUGUAUCCUGCAUGAAAUUCGCAUGGAGGUAUACAAAUCAAUACAUUACAGGUAAUUCUGUAUGAAUGGCAACUCGGUUGGUAAAUGAAAAAAAUAAACACAGUCUAGAUGACAGACACGAUGUAUUUGAUAGGGUAACGUGGCGCCAUCAUAACAUAUGCGAGUACUGUCCCAACUAAAGGAAUAUUCGAAAUGACCGUUUAUAUGGUUAAAGAAUCUAAUUUGAGUGUCUUGUCUGUUAGUCUGUGCUUUCGUUCAGUACUAGUGAUUUGACUUGUUGGUUGAAAACAAUUAUUGUUUAUCCAAAAACAACAAAACUACACACCAAAAAAUCUGAAUUUUACAGAUGACUUAAUCCCUCAUUUGGUGUAAUUCAUAAAGACCUAAUUUGUUAAAUGUCGGAAAAUCUCAUUUUUAAUGACUUAAUGUUAGAUUAGCUUGAAUUUUACUGGUUUCGACUGUAACUUGCAUUCUGUUAGCAGGUACGACUGUAUGAAUUUAAAUGCACCUUUUACCAGCCAAGCAGUUGUGUGCUUCUGUGGCUUAGUCGAUUAACAGACGUGCUUUGCGAUCCAAUGGUUCUCGGUUCAAGUCGUGGCGCUUGCUAUGAGUAUUCAUUUUUUUUUUAAAUGAAUUUCAUGUUAUGGAAUUUUGGACACAAUAUUAAAUGUUAUUCCACGUAAAUUUGCGUGAAAUGCGACGCUCCGUUUAUGUGCAUCUAAUACGAUGUAAAAUCACAGGGUUUUUUCGAAGUGUGUAAGGCAUGAACACUGGUAAUGCUGAAAUAUAAUUCCAUUGGGUUUUCUAGGUCACUGAAGACUCACAGACAAUUGUAACCUACAGUAGACAGUGUUUUUUCUCGUUAUCUUAGCUAUAUUACGAAGAGUCAGAACUUUCCUCGAUUCCUCUCGAUUUUUCUAUUUCAUCUAGUUUUUAUCACUCAAGUAAUUAGGUUUUCUGGCAGCUCACUUAUAACCACCAAUGCAAAUGAGAUUGGUUUGUUUUCAUCAGGAAACGCAUGCAUUAAACACGAUUCAGACGAUCAAUCAACUUCGGUCGACGCCAAGAUUAAUUUAUUAAUUUUUUUAGCCGAAUAUUGAUCACGUACCCGACAUUAAAAUGUUCCGUGAACGUGUCCCUUCAUAUGAAUUGCUUACAAUUAAUGUUCUUGUUCCGAAACCGUUCCAUGCCGGUGAUAGUCGCUUGAUGCCACGUGUGAAACGCUCUUACAUAUUGUUUUGUUUUCAUCAUGAAAUAUAUUGGCCACCCAUUUUUCCCUAGGGUCGCCGUUCAUUUUCCACCGGGCAUAGAUACCUCAAUUGGACGCUGGUACAAAUUUUACCUAAAUACACACAGUUUCAACUAAGUUAUGGAUUUCCGAACCUACACGAAAACAAGUAAACUUGCCUCUCCUUCAUUCUCAAAGAUUAAUCUUCAUCGAAACUGAUACCGGGGAAUCGCAAAGAAACUGGGAUCGCCCGAUAUGUAGGACGAGCAUCGCAAACGCAACCAAGUGUCUUCUGUUAAGCAUCCAGUCUUCUCACGUAAAUGACCAAGAAAUUAGUUCAACAAUUAAUCUUUUAAAUGUUGCAGUGAACUCAAAUCCAAACGAGAUUUUCUGAAUUCCGAAAACAGUCAUAAAAUCAUUCCAAUGAAAAUACAGAGACGAGUUCAAUCACUUGCGAACUUGCACGCAAGUUUUUGUGAGCGCAUGCUUGGAUGGUUUGGAUGUCAUUUGCAGGUACACGGUAAAAAAACGAAUACUAAAAAUCUAGAAGUGUUUCACAAUCACUGUGAAACGAUAAAUGCCAUUUAGAAUAUUAGAAAUCACUUCCGGUGAGGCGGUUCUGAGUAAGUCAGUACGUCUUUUUGGUAUUAUUGCACUGAAUUGCAUGUAAAAUUCGAACAUUAGUUUGGGUGGCUGUUUUCUAAAGAGCAAUUCUGGAAAAAAGAAAACAAACUAUUUGAUAAGUUAUUUUAACAUUCUGACACACUGACAGUAUGAAUAAUUUCUGACGAAGUAAUGUUCCGGAAAUCUGCGGAUGCGUUUGCGAAGCUCGUGACAGAAACAUACUGUUGGCAACGUUGCUGUAGAUUCGUUUCCGAAUAGGCUCUCGUUUUAUUGAAACUCAACACACUCUAGAAAAAUCACACGUUAACGCUAAGUGGAACUUCUUGUAAAUUGAACAAAAAGGAGGUUCAAAUAAUUUCAAACCUCAUAUUUAGAUAAUUUGGAUUCCAUUCAUCCUUCAAUUAUUUCGAGUAUUUAUCACGCUUGAAUUCAUUUUUCAAUUCGAACAAGUGUUCAUUUGGAAAUAAAAAGGAUUUUGUCUUCAGAUUUCAAUAUUAAUGAUACAUUUUUUAGAUACGUGUCAGGUUGGAUAAUUUUGUUUAUGAUAUAUUGCUCAUUCAAUUAGCUAAACGACACGUGAAUACUGCACUGGUUCCCAAUUUUUUAGCAUUUUAAAUAAACUUUAUUUGUUAUGUGGCAUUCAGUUACAUAUUACAAAAUUGUUUAACACAAUUCUUUCUGAAGAAGUUUUCGAAAAAUUCGAUUAAAUGAUUUUCAUUUUGCGUUAACAUGUGAGUUUUUAUCUUGAGUGUACUGCUGCUGAACGUGGUAGCAAAAAUCUAGAUUCGAUUGAUGUAGAUUACCGGUUAAGUUUACCUUCGAAUGUCGAUAGUUUAGGUGAAAUGUAGUAGCAAGAAAAUUAGCAAAAACCAGUUUAAAUUUUCCUAUUGAAUCCAACAGCUGCGUGGGGGAAGAUAAGCCAGAUGCAUAAACUCAGCGAAAAUGGCGUUGAAACAAUUGAGGCAUUAAAAUACGAACUUGAAAGCACAAAUGGGGAGAUACAAUUUAAAUCAAUUAAUAAGUAAGAGGUAGUUAUUUGAAAACAAAUAAAAAACAGCAGUGAUUAGAUAAAACAAAACAAUCGCAUACAUCUUUUGAUCGUUUCUCAUAAAAGCAGCAAAAAAAAAACAUCAGCGAGAGUGAAACUUUUUCCUGAGGGAGAACACAGUGGGUACGAAGCGCAUUAAAUACACACGCGCGCACGAGACCAGUGCUGCCAUAUGUAUUCGUUAGCCCACUGCUAAUGAUUUUCCUGAAAAGUUUCGCUGAUGGAAUAUUUACGAAAUUCUAUGAAUUUUCAAACAGUACAGCAAACCAAAUUGUAAAGUUGACUAUAAAUUAAGAGGUAAAAUAAUAAUCAUUUAAAUAAUACCAUUCAUGAGCAUAGUCCAGUGAGCGAUUUCCCAUUGAAAGGUAUGCCGGAAAGCGGGGACAAUUCUUUGCAUGGGAUCGCAAAAGCCAAGACCAAGCCAUGUCACAUCCCGGAAAGAAUCACUGGGAUUCGAAUGUUAAGAAGAAAACUCACGCUACCAAUGAAUCGUAGCAACAGCAUUUCCCGCUAAAUAAAAACAAAAUGUAAAAAAAUGAAAAAUAAUCAUUAAAUCCAAAAUGGAGAACUAAAAAAAUGUACCAUAUCAGCAUAAAGAAAAAGCGACUAGUUGAAAGUCCAACAUAAGUAGAACACUCUUUCCCGCCUAUCAGUGCGUUGUUAAGUUGAGUGUGGAGUCUCUGCGACUUACGACGAUCGUAUAGAAUCGGAAUAUAAAAGAUGGAAACUGAAAGCAUGCUCUAUUUACUGAUUUAUAUAUUUAGACUGCAAGACGAUGUUAAUUUGCCCCAACGAAAGAUGAACUGUUCAAAUCUAGAAUGUUUUAGGUUUAGCUAGGAUAAUUUUACACACAGCUCUCAGUACCGAAUUCCACUACUACUACUACUACUACUACUACUACCCUACCACAAAACAAGUCUUAUAAUUACAAUCAGUGAAACAAUCCGCCGAAUGCUGAAUAUGAUCCCGUUAUUUUAUACGUGCGAAGAACCAGUUCAUGGAAGCUGUGAACCACAUUACAAGACUCUAGCGAGCGAAAACACCUACGCUCAGAUUUCCACCUCUAAGAAUUCAUAAUCCGAAUGAUAGGUACCCUUAAAAAACGAACUCGCAGCGGCGAGUAGACCCCGUUGAGUAACAAAAAAAAAAAGACACACAGUCAAUCCGUAACCUUACCCACUUUUUUGUGAAAGUUGUCCUUGAAAAAGCAAGAAAUGAGCAUAAAAAAUUACAUGAACUUAAAACGGGAAUGAAACAUUUUCUACGCAAUUUACAUCAAUUUGAUAAAUGUGAAUAUUUUAAUUAGUAAAGCAACCAGUCAAAUAGUAAAACCAGAAAACUAAAAAUAAAUCAGACACGAUAAGGUUUAAAUAAACGAAUGCAUAACAGUAAAAAAAAAUUCCUAUUAAAACAAUCAUGCAAAUAAUAAGAAAAUCAAACGAUGCGCGGCACACAGGAAAACUGUCAUCAGACGCCCUCACAAUCAUUCCAAACAAUUCCGUACUUGACAGUAAAAUUCUUCGAAUUCCUUAUAGCACCGAAAAAAAAAACAAACAUUUUCACGAUCUUGUCAUCCCCGUACCUUUUCUACUAACCCGUAAUUUUAAUGCGAAGAAAAUAAAGUUUUUAAAAAGGAAUCCAUUUAGGUUUCAAACUUGCUUCUAUAAAUCGGUAAGAUUCGAUGUUUCUAUGUUAAAUGCUUCUGCAUAUGUCUAUCUUUUGGAUUGUCAAAAAAAGCAAGAAAUUUGGGAAUAUUAGGUUGCUAAUGUAGUUUCUCUGCCAAUAAUUUGUUUUGUUUUUACGGAUGCGUUAUAGUUUAGGCAUUUCCGGAAUUUAGCACGUUGAACUAAAAUGGUUCAAUUUCAAGUGUUGGAAUAAUUUUCUCAGAAGAACGGAUUUCAACGCAAUUGAAUUUUGAUUGAAUCACUUACUCCUGAACUUUGUAGGAAAAUCUGUUCCAGUGGAAUCAUAGUUGGCAUAGAGAAAUACACGCUCGUUGAAUGUUACUCUAAAAUGAGUACAAUUUCACUCACUUCUCUUAAAAGAGGAACUACUGUAUAGUAGGAAAAGUUAUAUUUAUUCACUUUUGAACAAACAUUUUCAACAUUUUCAAACAGCACAAAAACGUGCAAAAUCGGGAAAGAAGAAGAAGAAGAAAAUGAAUUGACAAUUCAGUCCGCAUCUUCUCACUCAAUUCCGACAGAUUUCCGAAUCAACCGGUUGUAGGCGAAAUUCAUUCGGAAUCGGUUGUUGCACUGGAGUUGGAAUUGAUUCGGAAUUCCACAUGGCAAAAGUCUGCUCAACAAAAAAUGUCUGCAGCAUUAUAUACAAAAUCUUCAUAUCUACAGAAAAAUAUGCAGAUUUGGCAUCUCUGGUCUAGAUUUUGGCAGCUGUCAGAUUAGCACUGGCAGAAUUCCGCUUGUGAGUAGAGAUGCCAUUCAUACAGAUUUAUCUGUAUUAUACAGAUUUAUCUGUACAUAUACAGAUUUUUACAUACGCAUACAGAAUACAGAUUUGAUACAGGUUUCUUAAAUUUAAUACGAAUCUCCCAAGAAGCAACAUAAAUACUUUUUCGUAUGAGCAACCUAUUAGUAUUCGAUUGCGGUGACAAGAAGCAAAGUCUUCGUCUCAUUGAAUCUACUAUUCUACAGCAACAAUGUGUUGGAAUAACAUUUUUAACAUCAUUUUAUUGUUGAAAUUUAAUUUUGUUAGUGAAUACAGAUAAAUACAGAUUUUUUAUAGAGAGUAAUACAGAUUUCGUAUGAAAAUAUCUGGCAUCUCUGCUUGUGAGGAAUUCUAACAGCUUGGCUAGAAUCUGCCAGCUGUCAAAAUAGCGCAAGCGGAAUUGUGUCAUUCUCUUGUUGGACAUGUUUAGCAAACUCGUAGCUCUUCAUUACAUCUGAGGAACAUAAGUAAGGAAAAAUCCUUAGACCUGGUGAAUAUAUCACUAUCAUAUAUUGUGAGAUGAAAAAUACAUCAGAUUAGAAAUGGGCGAACGGAUUCGCGAACGUUUCAAAAGAACUAGUUCUUCUAGAAGAAAGAGUGAACAUGGGUUCUUUAUUGAAAUAUGAUAGUUUUCUAUUCUUUUCAAUGGAAAUUGAAGACAUCGAAUUAUUAGAAAUCUGAAAACUGAGUGAAAAAAUAGCGAACUUAAUUGACAAUUCGUUUGCAAGUUAACAAAUGUCGAAUCAUCCGUGAUUUCCCUUCUGGAUGACAUUUGAUCGAAGGUUUGAUAGUCUUUCGAAAGAGCGGGUUUCUUUUAAAAUUGUUAGUAAAAAGCCAUCCAAAUCCGGUUUACUCAUUUCAACUGAAGACAUACGAACAAAAGUCAAAAUAUGUUUUCUUAUAACUUCAGAAACGCCCCUGAUAUAAAAAAGAUUAUUUUAAAGAAAUCGCAUGGUGAAUUAUCACUUUCAACCUGUGUAUUAAAAAGAGGAAAUCAAAUUUUACUGGGGAAAUGUGGAAAAUAUCGUAUGCAUGGAGUCCGCCCGCUUGCAUGUGGCGGGCAGAUUUCCCCUUAGAAACCUGGCAGCGUCUGCCAGAAGAUUUUAUCGGAAUGCUGCAGAAUUCCGGCAAAAGUCUGCCAGCAAUGCAACAAACUGUCUCCGGCUGAGAAUUUCGUCUAGCGAUUAUUAACGGUUCUGUUUCUGCCGGAUUUUUGCCAUACAAGACUGGCAGGACCGUUUUGAGUCGGUUGUUCAUUUUUAGCACCUUUGGUUUUUUUCAUUAGAAAUUAAAAUGAAGGGCAAUAGCAUAGCUUUUGCACUAC